Oryctolagus cuniculus (rabbit) is the source of this 1493-nucleotide messenger RNA. RefSeq names its product transcription factor E2F4. The record is from RefSeq and is a predicted model, not a curated record. Gene Ontology annotation, biological process: regulation of transcription by RNA polymerase II. Gene Ontology annotation, cellular component: RNA polymerase II transcription regulator complex. NCBI's taxonomy places the organism in Eukaryota, Metazoa, Chordata, Mammalia, Lagomorpha, Leporidae. Gene Ontology annotation, molecular function: protein dimerization activity; DNA-binding transcription factor activity, RNA polymerase II-specific; RNA polymerase II cis-regulatory region sequence-specific DNA binding.
GGGCGCGAUGGCGGAGGCCGGGCUGCAGGCGCCGCCGCCCCCGGGCACCCCAAGCCAGCAUGAGAAGAGCCUGGGGCUUCUUACCACCAAGUUCGUGUCACUUCUGCAGGAGGCCAAGGACGGCAUGCUUGACCUCAAGCUGGCAGCUGACACCCUAGCUGUGCACCAGAAGUGGUGGGUUUAUGACAUUACCAACGUGUUGGGAGGUAUUGGGCUGACUGAGAAGAAAUCCAAGAACAGCAUCCAGUGGGAGGGCGUGGGGCCUGGCUGCAACACCCGGGAGGUUGCCAACAAGCUGAUCGAGCUCAAGGCAGAGAGCGAGGAGCUGCAGCAGCGGGAGCAGGAGCUGGACCAGCACAAGGUGUGGGUGCAGCAGAGCAUCCAGAACGUCACGGAGGACGUGCAGAACAGCUGCUUGAGCUGCUUGGCCUACGUGACUCAUGAGGACAUCGGCAGAUGCUUUGCUGGAGACACCCUCCUGGCCAUCCGAGCCCCGUCGGGCACCAGCCUGGAGGUGCCCAUCCCAGAGGGUCUCAAUGGGCAGAAGAAGUACCAGAUUCACUUGAAGAGUGUGAGUGGCCCCGUCGAGGUACUGCUAGUGAAUAAGGAGGCGUGGAGCUCCCCACCCGGGGCUGUGCCCGUGCCACCACCUGAAGAUCUGCUCCAGAGUCCACCUGCUCUUUCUACCCCUCCGCCUCUGCCCAAGCCUGCCCCAGCCCAGCCCCAGGAAGCCUCACGGCCAAGCAGUCCCCAGCUGACCACCCCUGUCCCUGUCUCGGGCAGCACCGACAUUCAGGGGGUGGCCGACGUAGCAGCUGAGAUCACAGUGAGUGGUGGCCCUGGAACUGAGAGCAAGGACAGUGGUGAGCUCAGCUCCCUCCCCCUGGGCCCGACGAUGCUGGACACCCGGCCACUACAGUCUUCUGCCCUGCUGGACAGCAGCAGCAGCAGCAGCACCAGCAGUUCGUCCGCACUCAACCCUUCUACCUCCUUUGAGCCUAUCAAGGCAGACCCCACAGGCGUUCUGGAACUCCCUAAAGAGCUGUCAGAGAUCUUCGAUCCCACACGAGAGUGCAUGAGCUCAGAGCUGCUGGAGGAGUUGAUGUCCUCAGAAGUGUUUGCCCCUCUCCUCCGUCUUUCUCCGCCCCCUGGAGACCACGAUUACAUCUACCACCUGGACGAGAGUGAAGGUGUCUGUGACCUCUUUGAUGUGCCUGUUCUCAACCUCUGACUGACAAGGGACAUGCUGUGUGUGGCUGGGACCCAGACUCUCUGACCUGGGGACCCCUCCCCCCACCCCUGCAUAGCUUGAGAGCCACAGACGCCUGGCUUCCCAGCCCGCCCUCACUGCGGUUUUGGCCACAACUCCCACUCCUGUAUUGGCACUUGUACUGUGCUACAGAGCGGGAGAAAGGGGCUCUGCCCCCUCCACCGUGGAGCCAAAGUGUUCACCUGUCCUUUCGCGGAGCCUUCCCGAGCCCAGGCUCCGCUGC